Messenger RNA from Acomys russatus (golden spiny mouse), 2656 nucleotides. RefSeq names its product centrosomal protein 57 (gene Cep57). Gene Ontology annotation, molecular function: identical protein binding; microtubule binding; gamma-tubulin binding. Lineage: Eukaryota; Metazoa; Chordata; Mammalia; Rodentia; Muridae. The transcript is spliced from 11 exons. The coding region runs from base 189 to 1691 and encodes 500 amino acids. Gene Ontology annotation, cellular component: centrosome. The record is from RefSeq and is a predicted model, not a curated record.
CCCCCUUUUUGUGUGUGCACUCUGUGUGUGUGGCGUCCCCGCGGACAGUGACGCCGAGGCUCCUAGCGGGAUCGCUGCGCGCCCGCCCCUUUCCAUCGGGGGCUCGGCUUCGGCCAGCCCCAGGCGGGCGACCGUCACAGCGGGAGGAGGAGCUCGAGGACGGCGGCCCGCGUUUCGCAGGCGGGAAGAUGGCGGCGGCCUCGGUGUCGGCAGCUUCUGAGUCUCAGUUUUCGAACAUCCUAGCUGAACCAUCAAGGUCUUAUGGGAAGUUGGUCCGUCGUUCUUCGUCCCCAUAUGUAUUAUAUCCACCUGAUAAGCCUUUCCUUAACAGUGAUCUGCGACGCUCCCCAAAUAAACCCACAUUUGCCUAUCCGGAAAGCAACAGCAGAGCCAUAUUUUCUGCUCUCAAGAAUCUUCAAGAUAAGAUUCGACGCUUAGAACUGGAAAGGAUUCAGGCAGAAGAAAGUGUGAAAACUUUGUCUAGGGAAACAAUUGAGUAUAAGAAAGUAUUGGAUGAACAGAUACAAGAGAGAGAGAAUUCAAAGAAUGAAGAAUCAAAGCACAAUCAAGAGCUGACAUCCCAGUUGUUAGCCGCAGAAAACAAAUGUAAUCUUUUAGAAAAACAACUGGAAUACAUGCGAAAUAUGAUAAAGCAUGCAGAAAUGGAGAGGACAUCUGUCUUACAAAAGCAGGUUUCCCUAGAAAGAGAACGACAGCAUGACCAAACCCAUGUUCAGAGCCAGCUGGAGAAACUGGAUAUUCUUGAACAGGAGUACAACAAGCUCACCACAAUGCAGGCCCUUGCAGAAAAAAAAAUGCAAGAGUUGGAGUCCAAACUCCAUGAAGAAGAACAGGAAAGGAAGCGUAUGCAGGCCCAGGCAGCAGAGUUGCAGACUGGCCUAGAAGCAAACAGACUUAUUUUUGAAGAUAACACAACGUCAUAUGUUCCAACCACCACUAGAAAAAUUAAAAAAAAGAAGUCAAAACCACCAGAAAAGAAAGGUUCUAGGAACUAUUUUGGUGCACAGCCACAUUACAGAUUGUGCUUAGGUGACAUGCCUUUUGUUGCUGGAAAGUCCACCAGUCCCAGCCAUGCCGUGGUGGCCAAUGUUCAGCAUGUCUUGCAUCUGAUGAAACACCACAGUAAAGCUUUGUGCAAUGAUCGAGUUGUUAACAGUGUUCCCUUGGCAAAGCAAGCCUGUUCGCGAAGCAGUAAGAGUAAGAAGUCAGGGAUGCCUCCCUCCAGCAGUCUUAAUGAAGAACUGUCGGAUGUCUUACAGACUUUGCAGGAUGAAUUCGGGCAAAUGAGCUUCGAUCACCAGCAGCUUGCUAAACUCAUCCAGGAAUCACCAACUGUGGAACUAAAAGACAAUUUGGAAUGUGAACUGGAGGCGUUAGUGAGAAGGAUGGAAGCCAAGGCCAACCAGAUAACUAAAGUGCGGAAAUACCAAGCCCAGCUGGAGAAACAAAACAUAGAUAAGCAGAAGAAUGAAUUGAAAGUUAACAAAAAAACUCUCGAUGAAGGAGGAAACAGCAGCAGCCAUUCAACUGGAGUCACAAAGACCGCAAGUAAGAAGGAUAUUGCCAAACAGAGACCUGGAGAAAAAAGCAGGAAAAAUCUUCAGUUACUGAAGGACAUGCAAACCAUACAGAAUUCAUUGCAGAGCAAUAAUCUGUGUUGGGAUUACUGACACCAGGUCAUAAAUAAUGUACCCUACAGUGACAAUAGACCUUCCAGGUUUCAUGCUUGCUAAUGUUGCCAUUACUAGCAGGUGGUAAGGGGCCUGAGCUUCAUUACACAAUCUCUUGUGCUAUGCAGCACAACUAAAUGGAAAUGGAGUUUUACAGUUUGAGAAGCUGCACUGUUCCUUAGAAUUUGCUGUAUUCGUAUACUGCACUUUGUAAAGAAACAACCAGUUUUUUACUUGUGGGUGUGUUUUUUAAGUAAGUAUAUAUGUAAAUUGGGUUUGAAAAUUCAGGCUAUGAGGCUGUUUCCAUAGUCAGUGCUUGAAAAGUCUUGUUUUUAAAUCUCCCCACAGCGUGAGUGCCAACUACUCUCCCUUCUCCAGAUGACCAUUAAAUGUACUGUUUUCAAUUUCUGAUGGAGGCUUUCUGUACUUAAAUAUUUAUAUACUUAAGAGGACUUUGCUUUGUAUUUCAGACAUUGAUCAAUAUUAAAUUCACUCUUAAAGACCCAAACAUUUUAAGUCAGUUACCCAUGAAAUGUAUGUGUUCAUAAAACUAAACAGUUAAUAAAAUUUUGGAAUAUAGAAUCAGAAGGGAGAUGUAAAAUAUACACAUUUGCAGUUUCUAGACAGUACCUGUUUGUAAUCAUGUUAUUCAGUGAAGCACUGGCUUUUACCUUGACUUGUAGAGAAUCUUAUGCUCUUAACGUACAGUGUAAGGGUAGUAUGUGAACUGAGCACACACAGCUAUCAUGUCCAUGUAAAUUAUAAUUCUGAAUAGAUCGACAUGUUAAACUUUAUACAUUUGAUACUUGAAAUCAAUAAAGCAAUUUUUAACUAUGCUUAACAGCAAGCUAACAAAGGCUUCAUUUGUUGUACCAUCUCAAACGUGCAUUAUUAGUAUCCUGAUCGAGAAAGAAGAGUAUUCAAUGCAUGUUAUUCUUGUGCUUACAGACACCUAAGCCCAGUGU